Molecule: messenger RNA, 922 nt
Organism: Myotis daubentonii (Daubenton's bat)
Lineage: Eukaryota; Metazoa; Chordata; Mammalia; Chiroptera; Vespertilionidae
Gene: CTRL
Product: chymotrypsin like
Biological process (GO): proteolysis
Molecular function (GO): serine-type endopeptidase activity
Source: RefSeq, a predicted model, not a curated record
GCCUCAUGCCUGGGACUGUAGCCCAAGGACAAGGAGAUCCAUAAAGCCAGGCCCAUCUCAGCCUCACACCUGCCACAAUGCUGCUGCUCAGUCUGACCCUUACCCUGACCCUGCUCGGCUCCUCAUGGGGCUGUGGCAUUCCUGCCAUCAGACCGGCACUGAACUUCAACCAGAGAAUUGUCAACGGGGAGAAUGCAGUGCCAGGCUCCUGGCCCUGGCAGGUGUCCCUGCAGGAUAAGAACGGCUUCCACUUCUGCGGUGGUUCCCUCAUCAGCCCGUCCUGGGUGGUCACUGCUGCCCACUGCAAUGUCAGCCCUGGCCGUCAUGUUGUUGUCCUGGGCGAGUACGACCGAUCAUCCAACUCUGAGCCUUUGCAAGUUAUGUCCAUCUCGCGGGCCAUCACACAUCCAUAUUGGAACCCCACCACCUUCAACAAUGACGUGACACUACUGAAGCUUGCCUCCCCAGCCAAGUACACAGCACGCAUCUCACCAGUUUGCCUGGCUUCCCCAAAUGAGGUGUUGCCUACAGGCAUCACGUGUGUUACCACUGGCUGGGGCCGCCUCAGUGGCACAGGCAAUGUGACCCCAGCACGCCUGCAGCAGGUGGCCUUGCCGCUGGUCACUGUGAGACAGUGCCAGCAGUAUUGGGGCUCACGUAUCACCGACUCCAUGAUCUGUGCAGGUGGCUCAGGGGCCUCCUCAUGUCAGGGUGACUCCGGAGGCCCUCUUGUCUGCCAGAAGGGGAACACAUGGGUGCUUACAGGCAUUGUCUCCUGGGGCACCAGCAACUGCAAUGUGCGCGCACCUGCCAUGUACACUCGGGUGAGCAAGUUCAGCACCUGGAUCAACCAGGUCACAGCCCAAAACUGAGCCUACCCACAGGCCACUUCCCUUUAAUCCAAUAAAGACCCCAAACUCUG